CACUCGCUUAGUUCUCGUCCGCUCGACGAACGCAGCAGAGCGUGUACGGCCACGAGAUAUAAAGAAGCCACGACUAGAGUGAUUCAGGCAGUUCGAUCUCGACAUUCGAAGCUAUCGUACACGUUUGGCGCUAACAGCUAGAAAAAUGGACGUCGCUACUAAUCAGAGCUUCGCAGGGCAGAGUCAUGAAAAUAGCACGGAGAAGAAAAUGGCACCGAACUCCCGGCCGAAAACUUUCUCGAAAUAUCGACGAGCAAGAGUAACGACGAGGCCGUAUCCAGAAACGAAAAGCGGCGACGAUAUCAAACCGAACAGCUGCGCGUGUGACAGCGACGGCGAACGGCGCAACAGCAGCAGCGACGGCGAACGGCGCAACAGCAGCAGCGACGACGCUGAUUUCGAACGAUCGAGCAACGAUCAUUCGUCGACAUCAACGCCGGCAAAAUAUUUAUCGAAAACAUCUGCCUUUAGACUUAGAUUGGGCGUUUAUUUCAACGCAUUGGACAGAGAGAGGCUCGCGAGAGACGUACGCAAGAGCGAGAUCUGUAAACAGUUUGCACUGGCGGAAUACUUUGUAUGAAAGCGUAAUUGUGCACCUCGAAUCGUAUUUGAUAAUUGUAAUAUUUUGAGCUUGAGUGAGUAUAAGCGAGAUCUAUAAACAGUUUACGCUGGCAGAAUACUUUGUAUGAAAACGUAAUUGAACACCUCGAAUCGUAUUUGAUAAUUGUAAUAUUUUGAGCUUGAGUGAGAAUUACAUGGUUGAAAUGUCAUUUCACACUAGUUACCUGACAAUGGGACAUGAAAAAGAGGCCUAGUCGACGGCCUCUCAAAUUGACGCCUGAAUUUUUUUCAGGUUAUCGCUGCUAAAAGCGGUAGCAUACAACAAAUCGAUCAUAAGUUAUAUAAAUAUGAAUGAUUUUCUAUAAGUUCUGUUACGUAGGAUAAUAUAUUUAUGUAAAAUAAUUGAUUUAUCGGUAUUAUAUCCUCAAUAAAAGAACUUUUGUCUGAGUUUCCGGCUUAGACGUCAAUCUUAAA
Trichogramma pretiosum is the source of this 1035-nucleotide messenger RNA. RefSeq lists its product as uncharacterized. Lineage: Eukaryota; Metazoa; Arthropoda; Insecta; Hymenoptera; Trichogrammatidae. The coding region runs from base 146 to 580 and encodes 144 amino acids. The record is from RefSeq and is a predicted model, not a curated record. The transcript has 2 exons.